Molecule: messenger RNA, 1699 nt
Organism: Bursaphelenchus xylophilus (pine wood nematode)
Lineage: Eukaryota; Metazoa; Nematoda; Chromadorea; Rhabditida; Aphelenchoididae
Source: the annotation of a GenBank genome assembly
AUGGAAUCCGUAAAGGCCAAUGUCACUUUGACGAACGAGAAGGAAAAGGUUGAGAGGCAUCUGAAUCACUUGAAUGAGGUAAUUUGCUUUUAUAUAAUUCUUUUAAAGUUUAGGUUUUGAAAGUUAUCGAUCAACAGAAGGAAACUUAUGAAAACGUGCUAAAGGAAUACAAUGAGUUGUCAAAUAAAAUAUCUGAAUACUCAAAGUCUCUGAAAGUUAAGAUCAAUGUGAGUUUUACAUUGUCUUAGAUGUCAUCCUCUGGUUAGGUGGAGUAAGUUUUAUUUUUAGGCUCCGUUAGGCAAAAAGGCGUUUCUUCCUUGUUCUCUAAGCAGGACGAAUGAAUAUACCGUCUUUUUGGGCGAUCGACAUCUUGUUAAAAGGAGUGCUCAUGAUACUAUCGAAUAUAUUAACCGAAGGAAAGCUCAAAUCACUCAGCAGGUGAAGUUGUUGGAGCAACAGAAAGAAGAGACAGAAAGGAAGAUCAAGAUGACUACAGAACUUUUCUCCGGAGUAUGUUUUCAUAUUACCUGCGCCUUAUUGUUGCCUCGUCUUCAUGAAUAAUUUAUUCGGUUAUCGCUUAUUACCUUUAUUUCCAGUUGCGAGGCGAUGAAGUGGAAAUCAUCGAGCCGUAUGAUGAAAAGCAGCCAAAGUCACGUGAGUUGGUACACUUAUUCACAUUACCUCAUAAUUUUAGACGCCAGAAAACGGUUGGAACAACAACAGAAGGUUAGCCAGCAGGACUUCAAGGUAUUUUUUUGGUUAGAUUAGUAUUUUUGUUUGAUUUUUAGGGUAUAUGAAAGAUAUUUUAGGACAUAAUGAGUCGUUUGGAUGACCUAGAAGUCGAAGAGAAAAAAGAGCUCGAAGAGGAUUUAAUUGAACCUGUACCCUUCCCUUCCAAGCAUAAAGAAGGUCAAGAUUCAGAAUCAUCCAGUGAUGAGGAACAUGAGGAUGAUGAAACUUCACAAAAUGGACAUGCAGGUUAUCCCGACGAAGAAUUUGAUCAUGAGCAAUAUACGGAAGAGGAAAUGAGAGCUCUCGAGCCACCAAAAGGAGUCCCAAAAGAAGACUUUGACAAACUCUUGAAGUAUUUGAAUCAAAUGGAUUUGGAGGAUGAAGAAGAGACGGAUUCGGAUGAACUGAGCGACAUUAAUGAGGGAAAAGAAGACAGUGAUGAAGAAAUUGGGCGAAUUGUGGAGGAAGAUGGUGAGAGUUGGGAUUUCUUUUUGUACUAAUUCAUUCUUCAGAACAGCCAGAGAUCGUGAAGAUCAUUGAUGAAGAAAAUAUUACGAAAGAAAACGAAGGAGAAGAUGAAGGCAAUGAUAAGAAGGAGAAUGUGGACGAAAGCGACCUCAAGGACACACAGAAACACUCUAGAGACGACGAGCCCAAGACUAAAAGAGGAGUCCGAUUCAAUGCUGAGGAACUUGGGCCCACUGGAGGACAACAACCUGAACCAGAGGUCAAAUCAAUCCUCAGAAAUCGAGACGAAAAACCUCGGGUAGACCGACAGUAUGCAGAAUGGAUGAAUAAACGCUUUGAGAAGAAGAUCGAGCCAGAAUCCAAGAAUGUUUUCAAAGGAUCAAUCGUUGAGAAAGACCCUCUUCUCACCUUGAACAGGGCAUCGGAGACAUUGAACUUGACCUCAGAACAGAAGCCCCAAAAAUUGUCUAAAUUCAAACAAAACCGGUUAAAGAAAUAA